AUGAGCCCUGUCUCAAGCAACGCCGCUCUAGGCCGCAAGCCCCGCCUCAGCUUCCUUUCCGCCGUCGCUGUGAGCGUGAAGGCGGUUCUUGCCCGUUUGUCCACGGUUAGUGGUGGAUUCCACACCAUCUGCACGUAUCCGGGGCCAUCCGCGGACACCAGCAUCUUGCCGCACUGUCGGCUUUGUCUCCGCCGCUCUCCCGCGCCGUCUGGUCGUGGGGCACCCUGGGAGUGUCACGUGGCUGCCGUUGGGCGAGAGUCGUCCUCAGAGAGAGCCGAGGCUGAGACCCAGAUGGGUCUGUGUGCACAGAGGUUCCACGGGAGGCACCAUCUUCAUGCCAGCCGGGCGCUAGGCCCCGGGGCCCCAGAUGUGUUCGGUGGGAGGCAGAAACCCUCCACCACUGCCCUUGCUUAAUAUGCUCCGAAGAUGCAACAUGGCACCCCAAGAGGUGUGUCCGGCUCCCAGAUAAAGGUCAGCCUUAGAUCUGGAGGUGGCUGAGGAAGUCCCAGGGUCCUGAGUCAGUGGCCUUGGGCUCACCUGGGAUCUGGAAUGGCUGGUAUUUCUCCCUGAGGUGGGAACUGAACCAGCUGGGAACUGAUCCCCUGAGGGUUGGCUGAUCCCUAUUGUUUGUGGAUACCAGUGGAGCAGAGAAUGGAGAGUGCCAUUCCCACGUGAAGAGCUGCCCGCCAUCUGCUCACAGUGUCACGGGAGCUGUGUUCUCUCAGCACUAGAGAUCCGGGGCAGGGCUCUGGGACUGGCGGCCCGGGUCCCCUUCAGCUGCUCUGACUGCUGAGAGCUGUGCCCUUGCAGGGUGUGGACCGAGAAGGCUGGCCCCAGUCCCUCGGUGACUUCAGUGACCAGGAGUUUUUCUGUUGAGUUGGCAGAAAAACUGUUUAUCAUUUUCCUCUCCACUUGUCCAUUCAAUAAACUAUACACCACCUCACCUGUGUUUUAAAUCCACAGCAAGCCACGUGCCAGCGAGGUGGGGCAGCGUGAAUGUGGGCCACAGGCCGGAUCCUGUUUUUACCCGUUAAGUCCUUCCAUCCUACUCCUGAGGCUUGGCACAUGGGCUGUUGUUUGAGGUGUUGUGUUCGGACGGAGAUGAACAAGUGCUGGUGGUUGGCUCAGGUUAGGACCUGUGAGAGUCGAGGCUCUGACAGGAACCAGGGUGCCGGAGUGAGACAGGUGCUGAUGUCACUGGGAAAGCUGGGGGGUGGGCUCAGCAGGUACCUGCUUGUGGGACCAGCUGGCCUAGCUUGCAUGGGAUUGAGGGGUUUCCCAGGACAUGGGACUUUGGUUGCCAAAACCAGGAAAGUCCUGGGCAAGCUAGAGCAAGUUGGUCAGCUUGUCUGGGGUGUAAAAUACACGGUAUUGGGACUUCCCUUAUGGUCCAGUGGUUAAGACUCUGCCAUCCAAAGCAGGGGACCAGUUGGAUCCCUGGCAGGGAACUGAGAUCCCACAUGCCUUGAGCAGUAAGCCCGUGUGCCAGUCAAACUGGGUAUCUGUCAACUACAAACCAAAGCAUCGCUGACUUUCUCAACUGGUGAGGUACGAUGCUGCUUAUUAGGGUAUCCUGUGAUGGGCCUGCCCCUGCAUGAAGCCCAGCAGGUGCUGUAGGUCACUAGGAAGACUUGGCCGCUUGUGCUGCUGGCCUAGAUAACCCAGGAGGGCAGAAGCCAAGAGGACCCGCUGAACUCCAGUCUGUGUGUGUCAUCCUUCACUCUCAGCUUCCAGGCAGCGGUCCCUUUUCAGAGGUAUUUGUCAGUCAGUCUACAUGUCUGCUGACAUUAAAAAUAAAGCAGUAGUCCCUGCUCGCUGCAGCCAGAGGAAGCCUGCAUGUAGCAACAAAGACCCAGAGCAGCCAAAAAUAAAAAAUUUAAAGCAAUAAGCAUGCCUCCUGCCAGCAGAAGAGGUUGUGUAUGUGAAGUGGGCCUUUUUGGUGGGAGGGGUUAUGCUUCUUUAUGCCCUGAAAAGCUGGGAAAGUGGGUUUGUCCAAUGACCUUGGCCAGGAAAACCCAUGAACAGGGGAAUCCUUUGCUGCCAGAAGAUACAGAAGCAGAGAAGGAAACGGCCCAUGAUUAGAACAAUAAACGGUAAUCUGCAGGAAAAAUGGCAACUUUCUUUGCUAACCAAGCAUUCCAGGAUAAUAUUUGGCUUUGGUUCAUUAUCAUUUUCUGGGGAAGUCCUCUCAUGCUAUUUUAAAAUUGAGAAAUCUGGGGUUUGGAGAGAUUCAAUAGAUUUUUGCUAAGAGAGCAAAGAGGUGAUGUCGCCACAGUUAUAAAGCAGGUCACACUUGUCCUAAGUCUAUGCUCUUUAUUACUUUUGUAACUGAGUAUGAUAGUAAUUUCCUAAUUGUAUUAUAGAUCAGGGUUGCAUUCAUGGUGUAAAUGCCUUUUAUUCUUGGUGGAUUGUUUUAGACCAGGAGUUUGUACAUUAUGGCCCAUUGCUCAAAUCUGG
This is a messenger RNA of Odocoileus virginianus texanus, 2457 nucleotides long. NCBI's taxonomy places the organism in Eukaryota, Metazoa, Chordata, Mammalia, Artiodactyla, Cervidae. The record is from RefSeq and is a predicted model, not a curated record.